Molecule: messenger RNA, 1441 nt
Organism: Pantherophis guttatus
Lineage: Eukaryota; Metazoa; Chordata; Lepidosauria; Squamata; Colubridae
Product: olfactory receptor 5AR1-like
Biological process (GO): G protein-coupled receptor signaling pathway
Cellular component (GO): membrane
Molecular function (GO): olfactory receptor activity; G protein-coupled receptor activity
Source: RefSeq, a predicted model, not a curated record
AAAUGAUGGUGGAGCUGAUACAAAAAAUGUUCCGGGGAAGAAGAGAGUCUAGAGGCAAAGGAGGCAAAAGGUUUAUUUGGAUGUGGGGAGGAGGAGUGUUAAGAUAUUGCAAGGUUAAUAAAAAGUGGGUGGGUAGAAAAAUAUGGAAGCUAGUAAUAUAUGAGUAAAAAAAAUACCCGGGAAGAGAGAGAAGAGUCUAUUGCUUGCAAGACUCUUUAAUUUUUUUUGGCAAAGGAUACAACUAAAAGGAAAAACCAUCUGGAGAAGUUUCUGUCAGCAAACUUGUAGGGUAGGUUAGAACCAUUAGGGAUUUUUAGUUAUCAGAUUUUGUUUCAUUUUUGUCUUUUACAUAUAAUUUUAGGAUUUUAUUUUCAAAUACUAAAAAGAAACAAAAUCUUGUUUUAACUGAGAAAAAUGGAUGGUGAUAUGAUCUUGACUGGUCUAGGUAAACAUUUCAUUUCACUGUAUUGUUUCAUAUUUUAAACAGGAACUCUUGCUGGGGGAAAUGUCCUGGCAGAAUCAUACUACCAUAAAUGAAUUCAUUUUUCUUGGCUUGACAAACCAAACAGAGCUACAAUUGCCUCUCUUUGUUCUCUUCCUAAAUGUGUAUGCUGUCACCUUAUUGGAGAAUCUGGGAAUGAUUUUACUAAUCAGAUCUGAUGCACAGCUUCAAACCCCCAUGUACUUUUUUCUUAGUCAUUUAGCUUUCGUGGAUAUCUGUUAUUCUUCAGCCAUCACUCCCAAAAUGUUGGUGGAUCUUUUAGCAGAGAGAAAAACCAUUAGAUUUUCAGCCUGUGUAGCUCAGAUGUUUUUAUUUGUUAUCUUUGGAAUUACAGAAUGCCUUCUGCUGGCUGUAAUGGCCUAUGACCGUUAUGUGGCUAUUUGUAAGCCUUUUCAUUACCCAGUCAUUAUGUGCAGGAAAAGGUGUGCAUUGCUUGUAGCUGGUUCUUAUGCAGUUGGCUUAUUUCACUCAUUGACACACACCAUAUUCACAUUUACUUUAUCUUUUUGUGGCUCAAAUAAAGUCAACAAUUAUUUCUGUGAUAUUCCUCCACUGCUUAAGCUUUCUUGUUCUGACACCCAUUUUUAUGAGAUGGUUAUAUUUGCUCUGGUUAGUAUCAACUGUGUAACCACUACAAUGACCAUUUUCAUCUCUUACUCCUGCAUCCUGAUUGCUGUCUUAAGGAUAAGCUCCACAGAGAGUAGACGUAAAGCUUUUUCCACCUGUAGUUCCCACAUGACUGUGGUGGCCAUCUUCUAUGGGACAAUUUUCUUCAUGUAUCUACGACCGACUUCUACUUACACUCUGGAUCAAGACAAGGUGGCCUCUUUGUUCUACACAGUGAUGAUCCCUAUGCUGAAUCCCAUGAUCUAUGCCUUGAGGAAUCAAGAGGUGAAACAUGCCUUUCAGAGAAUGAUUAGGAAAAGGCAACAGUCCGAA